UUUAUACGGAUGUUCAUUAUACGGGACUGAUUACUUUCGCCCACAACAACAAUCUCAUCAGCAUGCACAGCAACAGCAACAACAACAACAGUCUCAUCAACAAUCACAAAAACAACAACAACACUUACUCUCUGUUGCCAUGGCAGCAAUGACCAAUCCGACUUUACAAGGAUGUGUUUAUCCAACAACAGCUGAUUUAAAUACUACUUUCAAUGCUACUUAUCAAAAUUUUUUGAAUUCACACAAUUCAACAACUAUUCCAAUACAAACUGAUGCACUUGGUAAUUGUUUAACUGGUACACCAGAGAAUAUUACUUUGAAUGGUACAAUUUAUGCCAAUCAUCCUCAUCAAUCCCAACAACAACAAACACAACAACAAAAUAAUUUACUUCCGUCAACACCAAUUCCAGGUUCUAUAACACAUAUUCCUGAUGCAUUAAAUAAUAGUACUAGACCGGAAAGUGGAUUAUAUCAAUGGUUAAUACCAAGUCAUUUACUUAAAACUAACGGUAAUAAUAAUAGUAAUACUAAUAAUAAUACUAAUAAUGAAUGUCAUAUGACAAUACCGGCUUCACCAGCGUUUUCAUUGAACCCUGCCAAUCAUUUAAUUGGAUUAGAUAAAACCAAUCGACAUGUGCAAAUGUUAUUAUAAUCAAUAAGAAGUGGAUAGACGUACCUGUAUCUUAACGUUGAUGUUGAACCCAGUAUUUAUGCACUGAAUUAUUUGUAAGUUGACAUUACAUUUUGUGAUACCAUUUUGUAUUCAGUGAAUUCUUAAUGUGCAAAUUACAAUUAACUAAACAUCGGUAGUAGGAGGUGAGGAUAAACACAAAGCUUUUAAUAAAGAAAUAAUCCAAAUCAUUUAGGGUAAAAUGUACAUUCUUACCUACAAGCUCAUUUAAACACAUAUACAAACAAGUAGAUAAUUUUUGAACACGUUUUCUUCA
Schistosoma curassoni is the source of this 947-nucleotide messenger RNA. NCBI's taxonomy places the organism in Eukaryota, Metazoa, Platyhelminthes, Trematoda, Strigeidida, Schistosomatidae. The record is from the annotation of a GenBank genome assembly.